This is a messenger RNA of Haplochromis burtoni (Burton's mouthbrooder), 3897 nucleotides long. Its product is annotated as peroxisomal succinyl-coenzyme A thioesterase. NCBI's taxonomy places the organism in Eukaryota, Metazoa, Chordata, Actinopteri, Cichliformes, Cichlidae. The record is from RefSeq and is a predicted model, not a curated record. Gene Ontology annotation, biological process: acyl-CoA metabolic process; fatty acid metabolic process. Gene Ontology annotation, molecular function: fatty acyl-CoA hydrolase activity.
ACACACACACACACACACACACACAAAUUCUCAUCUAUAAAUGCACAAACAUAACUUUUUCAGAUAUUUUGGUUUACAAGGUCACAAAACACAGUUCACAAAUAUGCAUCUGAAGUACAAAAUAUUUAUGACCACAAUUUGAGCCCAUAAAUAUCCACAAAAUGUGUCUUUUUUGGCUACAAAUUAAUAAAAAACAAACAUGAACACAAAUUCAAAAUUCUGCAAAUGAGCUGAAUCCUGAAUACAUGUACACAGAGGGGCUGAGACCUCUGUGUCACAGUCUAGCUGCAAAGCUGACUGUGUGGACUGAGGAGGGCGACCCCACAGCAACACACGAAGAGACAAAACAAAACUUGAGUGUGGCAAACGAGCCGUUUAUUUAAAAAAGAAGACAAACUAAACAAUAACCUAAACUGGGUGAACUAAGACUGAAAAACAAAGAAACCUUGAACAUGGGACCAGGCAUGGAUACAUAGAAAAAAACUGGAAACAUGACGUGAACUUGGCAGACGUCCUGACGACGAAUGACUGGAAACACACAGACUAAAUGCACACAUGAGGUGAUCAGCGGAAGUGGAAACACAUGGGGGAAAAAGCUGAUAUGAAUGAACAGGGGGAGAGUAAAACUAAACACAUUUGAGCGUAGAAACACAAGAUCUCAUCAAAAUAAAACAGGAAACAUAAUGAGACGCAGACAUGACAACAAGAACUUGACAACACAAGACAUGCAGACAUGAAACACAUGAAGGGCGAGGAAGACUUAACACAGGGGUUGAAGACACAAGGGGAAUCUAAUAACAAAGAACUAUAACAGCAACCUAGGCAUAAUAGAAAUGGACUUAGAAAACCUUAAUGGACUUAAACAUAGAUCAUAAACAUCAAAAUACACUAAAACUCAAAAUGCUGGGUCAAAAAAACGCAGGAUAGUGACACUCUGAGGUUUUUAGACAGCACCAGAUCACAAAUCAUCAGAGUUGCUGAAAGGAGGCGUGGUUUCAUGUCUGUUUAUUAAAGGGGGUAACUGCACCAGCGGCAGAGCCAGGCUGCUGACCUUGAGUACCAGCUGCAGCUGAAGUUUGGACAUUUUUAUUUUUGCCUGCCAGGAACUGAGAUAAUACGAAUGAGAGGUUUAUCAGAGGGAUUAUGUGGAGUGUGACCAGGCCACUGCUACAGGAGUGUACACUCGCCUGCUACAGACUGCUCUCAGCCAUGACACAGGCGGUUCCUCCGAUCCUCUCCAUCACCCCGAGUCGGGCUUUGGUUGAUGAGAAAUUUCAAGUGUUGGUGGAGAAUCUUCCUCCAGGAUGUCCGGUAACCCUCCACUCCCUCCACCACUCUGAGGACAAGGACGACUGGGAGGCAUAUGGUCACUACGUCAGCGACCACAGAGGCGUCGUAUCAGUUACCGAGGAUUUGAGUUUUGGAGGCACGUAUACGGGAAAAGAGCCCAUGGGCUUGCUGUGGAGCAUGCGGCCGGUCCCAGGCAGCCGCGAAGGCCUCAGGUUAAGGAAGAUAAACGUGUGCACACCAAUGCUGGUCAACAUCUCAGUCCACAGUGGACACGAGGACUUCAGGGACCGGACCCCUCUGGCAUCAGCACUCGCAGAGAGAUGGUACAUGGCUCCUGGUGUCAAGAGAAUUGAUAUUAAUAAGCAAGGAGUGCAGGGGACCCUGUUUAUACCACCAGGUCCUGGACCCUUCCCUACGCUGCUAGACAUGUGGGGAGGCGGUGUAGGGCUGCUGGAGUAUCGCUCUGCCUUGUUGGCAUCUCGUGGUUACGUUUCUUUCUCGCUGGAUUACCUAAGGUCUGAACACCUGUCAGCAGAUGUAGAGUUUAAGUACUUCGAGACAGCAUUUAACAUUAUUAGGAACCAUCCUCAAGUGAUACCCCUCGCUGCAUUGUUUGCAUCAGCAGCAAUCACUAUCACCCACCUGGGACCACCCUGAAGGCCGGGUUUAAAAUACUAAGCAAGCAUUUUCACAAGGCACAUUUCGAUGAGAACAACUAUAUGAGCUGGAGAAGUUUUGCUCUGGAUCUUAUCGCUGACCCCUCAAACAACGUGGAAGUGGGGAGAAUUAACUGCCCGAUGCUGCUGGUUAAUGGCUGUGACGAUCAGAACUGGCCUACAGUGGAGACAGCGGAGGAGGUGGCCAGGUUGUUGCGUGAAGGUGGAAAGGAACACCUGCUGAGCAGAUUAGCGUAUCCGGGUGCUGGACACCUGAUUGAGCCGCCAUUCUCUCCUCAUUUUAGAGCUACGAAGUUUAUCAUACUAAACAGUAAAAAGAAGGUGAUAUUACUGUGGGGAGGACACACUAAAGCUCAUUCAGAUGCUCAGGAAGACUCCUGGAGGAAGAUUUUGAGUUUUCUGCAGCUUCACCUGUACCAUAACCCGAGUGUUAAAGCAAAACUGUGAGAGUCACAUGAUGUCGAAUCACUGGUGUGAUAUACUGACCAUGGUUUCAUUCUGCAACUGCUUUACUUAGAUGAGUCAGGCUAUGUCCACACGUACGCAGGUAUUUGUUAACACUAGGAUUCUGUGUCAGAAAAGCUCAAAGUGUGUUGUUGUUGUUUCAAUGCAGGCAUGAAGCCAUAAUAAUUUUAUAACCAUAUUUCUUAUUAUGAACCUUGCUUGAUUAUGUAAGCUCAUAGUGAGUACGUGUUUUCCCCCCAUAUCAUUAGUCUAAACUGUUGCUUGAAGACCCUAAAAACACCUUUCAUCCAUACACAGUACUUUCAAUGCUAAGAAAUAUUAUUAUAUACACUACAUACAUACUUUCACUGAUAUUUUCAGUAAUUUUAUUCUAUUUAAGACAGUGUAUUAUUGUCUUAAUGUAAUUAUUUGACUAAUUAACCUCAGGUGAAGCCAUGGUUGCCCGCCAGACAACGAGAAAACAAGUAGGUAUUGUACGUAAUAGGCAGUUAAAUAAAGAAAACAACAAAAUACAUAAAGCCGUGAGAGAAAGAACUCUUAAAGAUACCUGGAAAAGAAGAGAAGAUAAACGGAGACCAUAGAGUCCAGCUAGCUUAAACACCAAUGCUAGCAACUCAAGCCAACCAGACACAUAAAAAGAAAAGUGUCAGUAUGGCUCAAAGUCAUGUGACACCAAAGCGGUUUGCAAUACUUGAUUCACCGCGAUAUGGAUCUCUCAGCAAAGUGCAAGGAUCUCCAAAACAGAUUGAGAUGUAUGGAUCUCAAAAGGAAGUGAAGGAAAGGAUACGGUCAGGUUUGUGAAACAGCUACUUCAAGAAUGAUAGUGACGUUCCUCAAUGCAGCAAUAAAAGAUAAGAUUAUAGAGCAAGCAUGGAGCCAGAGACAGAUCUUCUUCCAAGAUAAACGGAUCUUCUUCAAUCAAGACUACACUCCCAAUGUAGAAAAGAGCUAAGGUUCAAGAAAUCAUAAAACAACUAAAAUAAAAAGAAAGUGCAGGCGAAAUGUCUGUACCUGGCAGAAGUGAAAAUUAGAUUGGAUACCACAGAGAAGACCUUUGCAACACUAACAGAGGCUGCUGAAGGAACUCGAAGUCAAAAUGCGCUGCAGAGAAAGAGGGGCACGGAGCUGUCAACACAUUGUUAGAUAGUUAAAUAUGUUUAUUGUUUAAAUAAGGGAAGCAUAUAUUAUUGUACAGAGAUUAUGGCUUAUUUACAUUUUGUAAAUUAUAAUGUAAGCAGAAUCAUUAACCCAAUCAAGAGAAAAUUUUUUAAAUGUGUAUGCCCAAAAUGAAGACUGCACUUUUUAAAAGGGAUUGCACCUUUUGUGGCAGAUAAAGGAGGAGGAAUUAUACUUAGGGGAGGAGAUUUUAAUUUGUACUCUGAAGACUAAACUAGACAUAUUACUGGUAAUAAUAAAACCUCAGUCCAAAAUGACCUACUAGGCAUGAUGACUGAACUGGAACUGG